Molecule: messenger RNA, 681 nt
Organism: Coniophora puteana RWD-64-598 SS2
Lineage: Eukaryota; Fungi; Basidiomycota; Agaricomycetes; Boletales; Coniophoraceae
Exons: 3
Coding region: 1-681 (226 amino acids)
Source: RefSeq, a predicted model, not a curated record
AUGUCACACCGAGACCCUAAACGCGUAUGCACUACAAGCUAUCGGUAUCGACGACGAGUAUACCGAGAACUUUGGUCAGAUGAUAAAUCAACGACGAAACGAAGAGAGCUCGAUGGACAAUGUAUGCGAGGAAGGAAAGGGAAUAAAAAGCGGAAAGAAGAUGCGAGUUACGGUGGACAAUACGAAAGGGGGGAAGGGGCGACGGACACGGGCACAGAGGGAAGGGAGUGGCAGAGGUGGGGCUCACCGUUGCGUCGAGUCGAGGUAAUCGCUGCGGUUGUACUGUUUCGUUUUCACGGAGACGCCUUUGCUGGAGAUGUUGAUGCGUCAUUUAGUCUGAGAAGUGGUAUGAUGUAUCGGUUUGGGGUUACAUUCGAGGGCAGAGAAAGAGGUACGGCGGUUAUGGUGCCAGUGCAGUGCACGCUUGCUGCGACUUCAAGGCGCCGAGACGGACGUGGCGUUUGCGAGCGCAACAACUCAAAUGGCAUCGGGAAAAACAAAGAACGAAGGACUCACCAUGUAACGCUCGCCAGCCAGCCAUCUCAGGGUCAUGGAAAGCUGAGAGUGCGAGAAAACGGGCGAGCUCUGGGAGAGGGCGCGGAACGUGAGAAAAUGCGGGCCAUGCGCGUGGAGCGCGAAGGGUUCAAUUGGCGUUCGCCUUUGGAAGAAAGCUUUCAUUAG